Messenger RNA from Microthlaspi erraticum, 2277 nucleotides. The record is from the annotation of a GenBank genome assembly. NCBI's taxonomy places the organism in Eukaryota, Viridiplantae, Streptophyta, Magnoliopsida, Brassicales, Brassicaceae.
AUGCGUAGUAGAAGCAAUCGAUACUUAGCGAAUCUCUUGCGUUUCUGCAGAGAAAAAAGGUGUAAACUUUCCGGGAAAAUCAUUCAUGGGUUCGUUGUACGGACGGGAUUCAACAGCGAUGUUUAUCUCUGCAAUCGAUUACUGGAUUUAUACUGUGAGUGUGGUGAUGGAGAUUAUGCACGGAAGGUGUUCUACGAAAUGCCUGUGAGAGAUGUUUAUUCGUGGAACGCUUUCUUGACGUUUAGUUGUAAAGUUGGGAAUUUGGAGGAAGCGAGUGAUGUGUUCGAUGGAAUGCCUGAGAGAGAUGUGGUGUCGUGGAACAACAUGAUUAGCGUAUUGGUGCGAAAAGGGUUAGAGGAGAAAGCUUUGGUUGUUUACGAGAGAAUGGUUUCUCAAGGGUUUUUGCCUUCUCGGUUCACGUUAGCUAGCGUUUUGAGUGCGUGUAGCAAGGUUUUGGAUGGUGUUACUGGGAUGAGAUGUCACGGGGUUGCUGUGAAAACCGGUCUUGAGAAGAACAUAUUUGUUGGGAAUGCGUUGUUGUCUAUGUAUGGUAAGUGUGGGCUUAUGGUGGAUCAUGGUGUUAGGGUCUUUGAAUCGCUCUCUGAGCCUAAUGAAGUCUCUUUCACAGCUGUGAUCAACGGGUUAGCUCGGGAAAGUAAAGUUUUUGAGGCAGUUCAUGUGUUCAGAUUGAUGUGCGAGAAAGGUGUCAAGGUGGAUUCUGUUUGCUUGUCUAAUAUUCUCAGCAUCUCUGCUCCAAGAGAAGAAUGUGAUGGUUCGAAUGUGCUCGGGAAACAGAUCCAUAGUCUCGCGUUAAGACUUGGGUUUGUAGGAGAUCUUCAUCUGAACAAUUCGUUGCUUGAAGUAUAUGCAAAGAGUAGAGACAUGAAUGGUGCUGAGAUGAUUUUUGAUGAGAUGGUUGAAGUGAAUGUUGUUUCUUGGAAUAUAAUGAUAGCUGGGUUUGGCCAGGAGUAUCGAAGUGACAAAUCGGUUGAGUAUCUGAAGAGAAUGAGAGAUUAUGGUUUUGAGCCGAAUGAAGUUACGUGCAUUAGUGUUCUAGGGGCUUGCUUUCGUUCAGGAGAUGUUGAAACCGGUAGGAGAGUGUUCAGUAGCAUUCCGCAGCCGAGUGUUAGCACGUGGAACGCUAUGCUCUCUGGUUAUUCCAAGUAUGAACACUAUGAUGAAGCAAUAAAUCUUUUUAGACGAAUGCAGUUUCAGAACCUGAGACCUGAUAGAACCACUUUGAGUGUGAUAUUAAGUUCGUGCGCGAGAUUGAGAUUUCUGGAAGGAGGGAAACAGAUCCACGGGGUAGCGAUAAGGACCGGGAUUUCUAAGAACAGUCACAUAGUUAGUGGUCUUAUUGCUGUGUACUCUGAAUGCGAGAAGAUGGAGGUCUCUGAAUGUAUAUUUGAUGAUUGUAUAAAUUAUUUGGAUGUCGCUUGUUGGAACUCGAUGAUCACAGGUUUUAGUCGCAACUCAAUGGACACAAAAGCUUUAUCGUUCUUCAAAAGAAUGCAUCAGACUAGUGUGUUGUUUCCUAAUGAAACUUCAUACGCCACUGUAUUAGGUAGCUGUUCAAGUUUAUGUAGUUUACUCCAUGGAAGACAGUUUCAUGGUCAGGUAGUGAAGAGUGGAUACGUAAGUGAUCUCUUUGUUGAAACUGCUCUAACCGAUAUGUAUUGUAAGUGCGGUGCAAUAGAUUCAGCGAAGGAAGUCUUUGAUACAGUGUUGUUUAAAAACACGGUUUUGUGGAACGAGAUGAUACAUGGGUAUGCUCAUAACGGACGAGGCGAUGAAGCUGUUGGUCUCUACAGAGAGAUGAUUACAUCGGGAGAGAAGCCGGAUCGGAUAACAUUUGUAUCUGUCUUGACUGCUUGUAGCCACUCAGGACUAGUGGAUACCGGGCUUGAGAUACUCGGGUCGAUGCAGAGAGAUCAUGGGAUUGAACCGGAGCUGGAUCAUUACAUAUGUAUAGUUGAUUGUCUUGGAAGAGCUGGUCGGCUUGAAGAUGCAGAGGCUCUUGCAGAAGCUACGCCAUACAAAAGCAGCUCUGUUCUAUGGGAGAUUAUACUUAGUUCAUGUAGAGUCCAUGGAAAUGUGAGCUUGGCUAGACGAGUUGCAGAGAAACUCACAAGUUUGGAUCCUCAGAACCCAGCUGCUUAUGUGCUGCUAAGCAACACAUAUACUUCUGUCAGACAGUGGGAUGAAUCUGCAGCUCUUCAAGAACUGAUGAACAAGAGCAGAGUUCGUAAGAGUCCAGGUCGUAGCUGGAUCACAUAG